GUCUCUGAAAACAGCUCACUUCUUCAAACAAACCGACAGAGAAAUAUGUCGAUAUCCACCCUGCGCGUUACCCUUAAUAAUGGCAAGACCAUGCCAUUGUUUGGACUUGGAACUUGGCAGAGUAAACCCGAAGAAGUGAAGACGGCCGUCCGGACCGCUCUUGAUGCUGGAUACCGCCUCAUUGAUACAGCCUACAACUACCUCAACGAGGAUGCAAUAGGCGAAGUCCUAGAGGAAACAUUCAAAGUUGGAAAAUUGAAAAGGGAAGAAUUGUUCAUCUGUACAAAGCUCGCCAAUAUCUACACCAGACCUUCGGAUGUUGCACAUUCUAUGUCCGAGAGCCUGCGAAAACUCAAGCUGUCUUAUGUUGAUCUAUACCUAAUACACGCUCCUAUGGUAUUGAGGGUUCCAGAUGACCCAAACAAUGUAUUUCCCAUAAAAGAUGGCCGACUUGACGCUGAAGACAGAGUGGACUUUGAGGGUGUUUGGAAGGAAAUGGAAAAGCUCGUCGACCAAGGAAAGACCAAAAGUAUUGGCAUAUCAAAUCUGAACGCCGCACAGCUGGAGCGAAUUCGUAAGGUCGCACGCAUAAUGCCAGUGACGAACCAGGUCGAGUGCCAUGCCUACUUCCCCCAGACAAAACUUGAGGAGUACAUGAAAAAGUACAACAUGCCGUUAAUGGCGUACAGUCCUAUUGGAUCCCCUGGAAGGGCAUCGGCAGCAUUUGUUACAGACAAGUCAGACGUUCCUGUGUUGUUGAACGAUCCUGUUAUUGUGAAACUGGCCACGAAGUACAAUAAGACCCCUGCUCAGGUCCUUUUACGGAAUUCACUUCAGAGGAAUAUCAUAGUCAUUCCAAAAAGUGUAACACCAAGCAGAAUUCAACAGAAUGGAAACGUGUUCGAUUUUAAACUUUCACCAGAGGAUAUGGCCGCUAUUGCAGGAAUUGACAAAGGAAUAAGGAUGUUUAAAACCGAAGCCAUGGCAGCCCUUUAUGACUAUCCAUUCAACAGUCCUGUGUAGAGAUAUGUUGGUCUCUCAACAGUCUUUUGAAGAGAAGUUUUGGUUUCUCAACAGUCUUGUAUUAUAGAGAUUUUGGUUUCUCAGCAGUCCUGUGUAGAAAGACUUUGGCUUCUCAGGAGUCUUGUGUGAAAGGAUUUCAGUUUCACAACUCAAGAUGUGGCUUGACACAGAGCUUUCGAAACAAUUAAACUAUCACUACAGCUGA
Mizuhopecten yessoensis (Yesso scallop) is the source of this 1228-nucleotide messenger RNA. Its product is annotated as alcohol dehydrogenase [NADP(+)] A-like. Lineage: Eukaryota; Metazoa; Mollusca; Bivalvia; Pectinida; Pectinidae. Gene Ontology annotation, cellular component: cytosol. The transcript has 10 exons. The record is from RefSeq and is a predicted model, not a curated record. Gene Ontology annotation, molecular function: aldose reductase (NADPH) activity. Bases 46 to 1023 code for a protein of 325 amino acids.